GUGGGCAAAGAGCACACAGCGAGUGGUGUCAGCACAGCAGCGGCUCCGGCAGAGGGAGGAAUCAAGAGGGAUACGCGUAGGACUACUGUGUGCUAUCAUUCGGCUUUCGGGAAUACUUUUAUUUUCCUCUCAGAAGUUGGAAUGGCUGCUAACCACGAUAUGAAACGAGUUGUACGGCAGAGCAAAUUCCGUCACGUCUUUGGCCAGGCGGCAAAAAAUGACCAAUGCUACGAUGAUAUCCGGGUGUCACGGGUCACAUGGGACAGCUCCUUCUGUGCAGUCAACCCCAAGUUUGUUGCCUUAAUUAUUGAGGCCAGUGGUGGGGGAGCUUUCCUCGUUCUUCCUCUUCAAAAGACGGGACGCAUUGACAAAUCCUACCCCACAGUGUGUGGUCACACCGGCCCGGUGUUAGACAUAGACUGGUGCCCCCACAAUGAUCACGUCAUCGCCAGCGGCUCUGAGGACUGCACCGUGAUGGUUUGGCAGAUCCCUGAGAAUGGCCUUGUGACUUCAAUGGCUGAGCCAGUGGUGGUGCUGGAGGGCCACUCCAAGCGCGUUGGCAUCAUCACAUGGCACCCAACGGCACGCAACGUCCUUCUUAGUGCUGGUUGUGACAACCAGAUCGUCAUCUGGAACGUGGGCACAGGAGAGGCGAUGAUCACCCUGGAGGACAUGCACCCAGAUGUCAUUUACAACGUGACCUGGAACCGCAACGGUAGCCUUAUCUGCACCGCCUGCAAGGACAAGGCCAUCCGUGUCAUCGAUCCCCGCAAGGAGAUGAUCGUUGCUGAGAAGGAGAAGGCCCACGAGGGCGCUCGGCCCAUGAGAGCCAUUUUCCUGUCUAAUGGCAACGUCCUCACCACAGGGUUCAGUCGCAUGAGUGAGAGGCAGCUCGCCCUCUGGAACCCGGAUAAUAUGGAGGAGCCCAUGACCGUUAAUGAGAUGGACACCAGCAACGGAGUGCUCUUGCCCUUCUAUGACCCAGAUACUAACGUCGUUUACCUCUGUGGGAAGGGUGAUAGCAGCAUCCGUUACUUUGAAAUCACAGAUGAGGCUCCGUAUGUUCACUUUCUCAGCACCUUUGCCACCAAGGAGCCCCAGAGGGGCAUGGGCUACAUGCCCAAAAGGGGCCUUGAUGUCAAUAAGUGUGAAAUUGCAAGGUUCUAUAAACUUCAUGAAAGGAAGUGUGAGCCUAUCGUGAUGACUGUACCCAGAAAGUCGGACCUCUUCCAGGACGACUUGUACCCAGACACAUCUGGACCCGACCAUGCCCUGGAGGCUGAGGAGUGGUUUGAUGGCAAGAAUGGAGACCCGAUCCUCAUCUCCCUCAAGAACGGCUACGUCCCGGGCAAGAACCGUGAAUUCAAGGUGGUCAAAAAGAACAUUUUGGACACCAAGAAUACAGAGAACUCGACCCCUGCCAACAAGUCUGCCUCCCCGACUCCAUCAAUUAAAUCUGAGGCCAAGCUGGAGGAGAUCCUGAAAGAAAUCAAAUCUCUCAAGGACCUGGUGAGCAGUCAGGAGAAGCGAAUCAUCAAACUUGAAGAGCAAAUGUCCAAAAUUGCCAUUUAGGGACCCUUUCACCAACCCGCUACAAUUCAGGACGUUCCAUUGGCUGGGGGGUGGGCGGGAUCAGUCACUGCCUCUCAAUGACAGUGUUUCGUCUGAGGCCUGCCUAGCAACGAUCCCUAGCAACAUUCCAGUUGAACUUUUUCUUAGCCAGCCCCCGAUCCUCAGUUUAACACAGGUGGUGUAAGGACUUGUGGCAAAUUUAGUACAAAAUACUCUUUGCUUUUCGGUGACAAAGGACUCUCUAUUCCUUUUUAAUGUGUGGCAGUCUUUCUUUUUUUUUAUUUUGUCUACUUGUAUAAAAAAGGUCUUACAUAUUCCUUUUGCGUUUUAGAAAUAUGACCAAGAAAAUUCCGAUAUCAAUAGUAAGCGUUUGCCAUCGCAUACCCAAAUAUGUUUUAAGUCUGUCUGUGUUUCAUGUCACUAUACCCCAAAAUUAUAAUGUUGCCAAAUUUGACAUUUUGUUUACACCUCCUUAUCAGUAUUUUUUCUCUCUCUCUUUGUGGGACGAGUCAAAAUGCAAACGGGGACACCCAGUGCAGUAAACUGGUUAUGUAAGGCCAUCAUCAAUGAUUAACGAUGAAAUUAUAAUAAAAUGAAUGGUUAUGCUAGAAGGAUCUCAAACUCUGUAAUGAGGCGUAAAAAGGACCCAUUUAGCUGCCAUAGUCGACACCCAGACGUUACAUAAACGACAAUUCUUGCUGUCUGUGUUAGAGCUGCACAAACUAACUCCUGCUUUCGGCCAUUUCUUCUCAUUCCUGUUGCUUCCCGUCAUUCUGACUGUGGACAGUCGUGUACGAGAACAAGCAUUCCUCUCCUUCUUGCUUCAUUAACAACAUGCACCGUGUGCUUAUUGGAGAAAGUGACAAACACAUUCCACACAUCUCAUUGGCAGUUUUUGGUGUCGGGGGAAGGGAAUAGAUCCUUGUGUAAAGUUCUUCCUGUGAACACUACUGUAGUCACACGGGUCGAGGGUUAUUGGGACGUCUGUGCCCUGCCCAUGAAAAACAUUUCUAACCUUCGCUCUGCUUUGUUUCCGUGAGAGGUUCAGUCACCGACCCCAGUGUUCAGUCAAGUGUAGUGGGAUUAUUUCCCCUGAUGUUCCUUUGCAUUAUAUGCCAUCUCAGAUCCGUCACUUCUGUACAAACAAAAUGGGAAUUGACAUGAAAUUACACAUCAAUGGCAUAACUUGACUAUUUAAAACCUUCUGGUGAUACAACUGGAGAUUGCUACAGAAACUGUUCAUGAUGGACUUUAAAGGCCUCGAUUGUGUGUGAAUAUGUGCCUCGUGUUUUUGGUCUUUUUGGGUACCUGUCACUGUGGGUGUUCCUGCUUUGUUUCUUGUUGGUGGACGGGGAGGGUUAUGAAAAGGUAGAAUGUCCACGACUUGCCUCCAACCUGGAUGAAUUGAAUAGGUGGGUAUUGCUUCACUGUUCAUUUUAGCCUGUUUGUUGUUCCAGCUGUGCUUAAUUCCCUCUUAGCACUUCCACUUUUUUUUUUAAUGGUUUAUUUCUCAGAAGCUCCUGUUCAGUAUAGUUAUCACAAAACCAAGCAACUAUUGAAUUGUCCAGUCUGAGCGCUUUUCACCCGACAAGCUCCUCUUGAUGUUUUAGAUUUGUUUCUCAGUAAAAAGCUGAGAAGGGUAAAUAAAUGGUUCAGUCUGUUUGCCUUCAAUAUUUGUUACCACUGUAAAGACCUGAAAGUGCCAUAGAGGUGACAUGGAAGUGUUUGUAGGGGACUGUUGAGAGUAGGUUUGAGUAGUAAAUGGAAGAGUUGAUGGGUGCCCGGAUUCAAAACCACUUUGAGGUGCUAUGUUCAAAGGACCCUGCUCCUAAAGUCCUGUGUCAGCUGUUUGGGGAUGACAUCAUGAAGUCCUGCCAAUCCAUCCCACAAUACACCUGGCAGCAUUACUGGUCGAGGUUUGUUAGUAAGCAAGGUGCCCCUGACAUUUUGACACUUUCCACCUCGGUACGGGUAUUAAAAACAUCUUUUUAAAAUGAUGUCAAACCGAGAAGCUGUCCGCAGCCUUUUGAGUCAUCGUGGCUUUGAGAUGCAAUUUGAGCAGCGAGUCGUAGAAUAUUAGGAAAUUACAAGAGGGCUAUAGAAAUGUGUCCGACACAAAUUAUACUGCGCUAUCUGCCACUCUAUGGAUUCUUUAUAGCACUGUUGGCACGAGAGCGAAGUUUGAGGAGUAGUGAAUAGCGAUCCAAAGGGACACUGUAGGUUGGUGAGAUGUGCAGUUGAAAGAUAGAUGUAUGUUUGUUCUUUAGGCCUAGGAAACCGAGUGAAAGCUGUGUAAAUAACAUGACAAUACUUUUUUUUUUUUUUUUUUUGGUGGCUGUGCUGAAGAGGGUAUUUGUGUGGGAGGUGUGUUUUUUAAAUGUUUCUCUUUGUCUGUGUUCCCUGCACCUUGCCAUACUGCAUCAUGAGAAAAGCAGAGCCUCUGUUAAUGUCGGAGGUCGUACAAAUAUCAAGAAAGAAAAUCAGACCAAAAUGAACCAGAAUGAAGCCUCAUGUUGGAGGUCUGCUCAGCAUUUUUGUUCAUUAUUCUUGCUUCAAGCAUCAAACAUUGAUUAUAAGAAAAAAAUAAUAAAGACUUUUUAAAAUGG
This is a messenger RNA of Cyclopterus lumpus (lumpfish), 4178 nucleotides long. RefSeq names its product coronin, actin binding protein, 1Ca (gene coro1ca). Gene Ontology annotation, molecular function: actin filament binding. The record is from RefSeq and is a predicted model, not a curated record. Lineage: Eukaryota; Metazoa; Chordata; Actinopteri; Perciformes; Cyclopteridae. The transcript is spliced from 12 exons. Gene Ontology annotation, biological process: neural crest cell migration; actin filament organization. Bases 142 to 1572 code for a protein of 476 amino acids.